UACCGGUACCUCUCCAAGAUAUACCAAUAUUACUAGUGGUACUUGUAUCUCUUCAAUAUGAACCAGUAUCACUAGUGGUAGUGGUACAACGAUCACUAGUGAUACUUGUUCAUGUACAACUAUUGGUACUGGUACACAAAUUAGUUAGCGUACUGGUACAAGAACCAGUUUUGGUAGUGAUACCACUACCACUGGCAAUAAAACAAUCAAUUCUAACUACCACUAGCGCAUCGAUACCAAUUCCAAGUACCACUAAAUAUACACAAACAAACACGGUACACAAGAAACGAAGGUCUGCAUCUUCGAUUCCAACGUGCGGAUUGGAAAUCAAAAACUUCAGGGAUGAAGAACCUCACAUGUUCUCUAUUCAAACGCCGUAGCAAGGGUCGAUGUCGGUAGUCAGUCAGGCAAAGCACUGAAAGAACAAGCGAGCAAUGUUAGGGCUUGUGGAUUCUAGCGUGGAAGGUCACUGGGGAACGGCCAAUUUAAACUAGUUAAUGGAAAUUUAACCGAACGGAAUUCCAAACGACAUGUAUCAGAGAGAAGCAAACAAAUGAGUGGACUUACCUCUACUCUCAAAGAACAAGCCUUCAAUCCAGCAGAGGUACGUCGCGAGAUGAUGCAGGGGAGAGGCGGCAACAAUGGCUCGGUUUUUUUUUUUUGGUUUCGUGAUGAGAAUGAGGGAAGAGGGAAGAUUGCUAGGCGAAGGAUUUCUCUGUGGGGAAGGUGGCCGAAUGGUCUCCAGAAUAUUUCCCUUUCAAUCCCGAAGAUUGCGUCUCAGCAAACGUGGCUUGGGUAGGGAGCUGAUCCAGUCCGGCACCUCCCUUUUUUGCCCCUGAUGAAUAUCAGCCGCCAGAUGAAGAUGUGGGAAGGGAGAAGGGGAAUCUAGAGAUGGGAAGAGGGAAGCGAAAAUCACUUCCCCUCUAGAGGAAGUGACGGUAUCUAAACCCUAGAAACCAAGCCUUCGGAAAAUAAUUAUUUUCGCUUACUGCUUUUGUGAGAUGUUAGUGGCCUGCAUUGCCAAUCACAUCAUUCUGAAAUGCCGAGCUUGACAAUUAGACCCAAGUUUCCCAAAUAGUGGGAAUAGCCUGCUGCUGUCAAGCCUCUGCAUUUAGAGGCGUCAAAGGUGAUGUCGUAUCCUAGUUGACAUGCAGCAGUAGUACCCACAAUCUUCCUCAAAUUAUGUUGUCUGCCAAACUUGACCACUCAGCCAACAGAAUAGUAUUUCCUCUCGGCCCUGUGCUCUGUACUCUUUUUCUCCAAUGCCUUCCCUUUCCAUAUUGGAGUUGCCAAUGAUAGUGUCACCAGUCACCACCACUUCACAUCACUUUACCAUGCUUACACUAAUCUCCCUCUAUAUAUACGUUCUGAAGGCACUUACUUUUCCUACACCAUGAAGUAACUCUAACUGCAAAAGAAAAGAAAAAAAAGAAUGGAGGAUCUUGUAGUAACCGUAACCGCAAAAACAGUUGUGAAAGCAGCAACCACUGAUUCUUCCCAAAACCCGACGUUGGCUCUCUCAAACCUCGACCUCCUCUCUGGCCGUUUCCCUGUCACAUACCUCUACUUCUACACUAACUCUCAGUCUCACAACAUCGACUUCCCCUGCAUCAUGGACUCCCUCAAGCUCUCCCUUGCCAAGACUCUCCACUACUACUACCCAUUCUCCGGUCGGAUUGUUGCUAAUCCGUCCACCGCCGAGCUGGUGAUCAUCUGUGACAACCAAGGCACCCUCGUCGUCGAGGCGCAUGCCAAUGUCCCAUUGAAGAUGCUUGAUUUCUACAACCUCGACAAACUUGUGACGCAAGGUAAACUGGUCUCCCUGUCCCCUGACUUCCUAUUCCAGGUCCAAGUCACGCGCUACACCUGUGGAGGUGUCUCUAUGACGUUCACCUUCGAUCACGCCCUGGGCGACGCCGCCUCGUUCAGCAAGUUUCUCCGCUCCUGGUCGGAGAUUUCACGGCACAAAUCCCUGUCCUGCAUCCCAGACCAUCGGAGGAGGGAACUGCUUAAGCCGCGAGACCCACCUAGAUACCAAUCGUCCAUGGACCGCACCUUUGUGAGAUGCACCAUCGAUGAGAUCCUCAACAUGCCUACCUCCACCUCCACCUCCACCAUGGUAAAGCGCCUGUACCAUAUCGAUGCACCUUGCAUCGAUAGGCUGCAAGUGAUGGCAUCUGCAGGAGGGAUCAAAAGAACGAAGAUCGAAGCUUUCUCCGCAUACAUAUGGAAGGCGAUGGUGAAAGCUGUUGAUGGGAAUGAAUGCAAGAUGGGUUGGCUGGUGGAUGGCCGUGGAAGGAUGGGAGGGAGCCUUAAGAACGAUCCCAUGUCCAAUUACAUAGGAAAUGUGUUGUCUUUGGCUGUGGGAGAAGCCAACGUGGAUGAGUUGGAGAGAGACUCUGUUGCUGAAGUGGCUACGAGGGUUCAUGAGGCUAUCUUCGAUGCGACGAGGGAGGAGCAUUUCUUGGAGCUGAUGGAUUGGAUCGAGUGCCACCGGCCUGGGCUGGUGAUGGCAAGGAUUGUGCUGGGAGGAGGAGGGAGUGGUGCUCCGGCGGCGGUGGUUGUUUCAUCGGGGAGAAAAUUCCCAGUGGCUGAACUGGAGUUUGGGUUUGGGAGUCCGGUUCUGGGGACGGUGAGUUCCACGAUUGAGAAGAUCGGAGUUGGGUAUUUGAAUCAGAGGGAGAGCGGGAGGAAUGAUGGUUCAUGGACUGUUUCAGCUAUCUUGUGGCCGCAGCUUGUGCAGGUCUUGGAGUCUGAUUCUGUUUUGCAGCCCAUUUCAGUUGCUCAGCAUUUACUCCUAUGAGUUGUGAGAAUUGAUGGUACCAUGUUGAGAUGCAACUAGUUUUCAUGAAUAAGAUUAUGAUGUAAGU
This is a messenger RNA of Linum trigynum, 2870 nucleotides long. Lineage: Eukaryota; Viridiplantae; Streptophyta; Magnoliopsida; Malpighiales; Linaceae. The record is from the annotation of a GenBank genome assembly.